Molecule: messenger RNA, 4017 nt
Organism: Leptonychotes weddellii (Weddell seal)
Lineage: Eukaryota; Metazoa; Chordata; Mammalia; Carnivora; Phocidae
Source: RefSeq, a predicted model, not a curated record
AGAAGAGAAAGAUUGCAGUUGUGCAGCCAGAAAAACAAUUGCCAUCCACAGUGCCUGUUGAGAAAAUACCUCACGACCUUUGUUUAUUCUCUCACCUGGACACCUCAGGUACUGUCAACGGAAAAUACUGCUGUCCUCAGCUUUUUAUCAACCACAGGUGUUUCUCAGGCCCUUACCUGAACAAAGGGAGAAUCGCAGAGCUACCUCAGUCGGUGGGACCAGGCAAAUGUGUGCUGGUUCUGAAAGAGGUUCUUAGCAUGAUAAUCAAUGCAGCUUACAAGCCUGGAAGGGUAUUGAGAGAAUUACAGCUGGUGGAAGAUCCACACUGGAAUUUUCAGGAGGAGACGCUGAAGGCAAAGUACAGAGGCAAAACGUACCGGGCCGUGGCCAAAAUCGUGCGGACAUCGGACCAGGUAGCAGAUUUCUGCCGGCGGGUCUGUGCCAAGCUGGAGUGCUGCCCAAAUUUGUUCAGUCCCGUGCUGGUUUCGGAGAACUGCCCAGAGAACUGCUCCAUUCACACCAAAACCAAGUACACCUAUUACUAUGGAAAGAGAAAGAAGAUCGUGAAGCCCCCAAUCGGGGAAGCCAGCACUGAGAGCGGACACCCGAAGCCAGCCAGACGUAGGAAACGGCGCAAGUCCAUCUUUGUGCAGAAGAAGCGGAGGUCUUCCGCCGUGGACUUGGCUGCAGGCUCGGGGGAGGAGAGCGAGGAAGAGGAUGCGGAUGCCGAUGCCAUGGACGAGGACACUGGGAGUGAGGAAACCAGCUCCGAGCUCCGCGAUGACCAGACAGACACCUCUUCGGCUGAGGUCCCCUCCGCGCGGCCCCGGAGGGCCGUCACCCUGAGGAGCAGCUCCGAGCCCGAGCGCCGGCCGCCCGUGGAGAGGCCGCGGCGGGGCCGGAGGGCGCAGGCCGCCUCGUGUGCCAAGGGGGCAGAGCAGGGCGUGGCCACUGGCCAGGACCCAGCAGGGGACCCGAAGCAGGAGGAGGAGGAGAGGCUUGUUCUGGAGAGCAACCCGUUGGAGUGGACGGUGACCGACGUGGUGAGGUUCAUCAAGCUGACGGACUGUGCCCCCCUGGCCAAGAUAUUUCAGGAACAGGACAUUGAUGGGCAGGCACUGCUGUUGCUGACUCUCCCCACGGUGCAGGAGUGCAUGGAGCUGAAGCUGGGGCCCGCCAUCAAGCUGUGCCAUCAGAUCGAGCGAGUUAAAGUGGCUUUCUAUGCCCAGUACGCCAACUGACGCUGCCCUCUCGGGAGUUGACCCAGAGUCGUGUGAUGCGGCGUCGUGGGAAGGUUUGGGGACCGACGCUUUAUUUCUUGGAUGAUAAGAGCUGGUACAUACACUCUGUAGCAGUGAAAAGCAAGAAGCACGGAGGACCUCCUUCACCCUCCAGCCUGCGUGAUAGUACCCCGUUUUCAAGCAUACCCAGGGCCACAGCGAGGCUCCUGGAGUGGUGGACGCUGCGGGAAAUGGGAGAGCGUCUCUGUACGUCCACGUCUCGCCUUUCUCCCUCCGGAAACCAGGCAGCUCCCUGUGAAGGGCUUUCCUCAGCCACGGUCCACUUUGCUUUGAUGUCUUUUCUGAAUGUGCCCAGGGAGGACGCAGGCUGGUGGUUUUGCUCUGGUCGUUCCAGACGCUUCUUUCGUGACGACGCCCAUGGGGCCGUGGCUGCGUGGCUCAGUUGGAUCUUGGUGGCAACUUAGUUCUCAGACACACUUGUUGCAGGAUGCGGUUACAAAAGGAUGGGCUAGACUUGCAUCACCUGUCACAGGUGCCUUUUAGGAAGUGGGGGGCGUGAAGGCAGGCGGCAUAUUGGAAGGAGACCGUUCUUCCCGAGUGACGGACAUCCAGAGCCUGUGGAGCUUUCCGUUUGCAGUCUUUUAUAGAACUUCACAUAUUGCUCACUUUCUCAUUUAAUUGUGACCAGAUCAGGAGUGAUUCCUUUAGUCUGUUGGGAAAUGCUGAGCUGUGUAUUGAAGGAAAAGCUUAACGUCAGAGACGAGGGGGAAGAGGCUUCGGGAAGCUUUUAAUAAAGCAGCUGUGUCCCCAUAGAAGGAUCCCGCAGUGAGUGAGUGGCUUUGAGUGCCACUUGGAUCAACCUGGCCCUGGGACGUCCGACGGGAAGCAGGGCAGCCACCUGGCUCGGCCCUGCUCUUCUGCUGGUCCGGCUGACGGCCCCCUGUGAUCCUGGAUGACCACAUCACUCUGGAGUCUCUCGUCCGCCUCCUGCUAAGGGAAGGGUCUCAAUCCGCCAACAUUGAGACACCGUAGGUGAGAAAGAAUCACAUCAGCAGUGUUUACUGUUUCCGGCAGCCCACUCUGGCUUGGAGUGUGCCGAAGACAUUUCUUGGGCAGUUUUCAUUAAAUCCGUGAAGUCACUUGUAGAGAGAUCUGGGACUCUUGAGCAUUGGCUGGGUUUUCUUUUUGUACCAAGCACUUCAUCUGCGUAUGCCUGUGAGGGACCCAGUGUGCUCACUCCAACCCGAAUGGAUGGCCCUCCUCCGUUGGGAGGCGUCCAAAUGCCUUUCGACGUGCGUGCAAGGAAACCAGACCUUGAGAGAGUCUGGACGUGGACACGGAGGGGAGCACGGCCUUCUGCUGCUCUUGUGCCAUAAUUACCUUGAUCUUUUCUCCUUGAUCACUAUCCACUGCUGGCGGGGCAUCAUGGGGUGGGCUGCUGAGCUGUCCUGUUUCUGCAUACAUUGUAAAGCACGAUUAUCUGUCAGAUUUUGCCAAGUUUGAUGACCAACGCUAACCUUCAUUCACGGUCUGUCCCUGUUAACAGAUGCAAAUGGAAAACCGAUUUUGCCAGGUGAGUUUUUCCUUUCCACCCUAGCUGACUUCUCCCACCAAGUUUGAAACGUUUGGCAAGUGGGCUUGCCUGGGGACCUGUUCUGGAAGGACCAGCGUCCCACACCGGAAGUGCCCGUGGUGACUCGUGCUUGGCUCGCAGUCGGGGCUUCUGUGUCCCACGCCGAGGGGUCCGCCGCCUCCCGGGUUCCCACUCCUGCCUGCCUUCUCAGCCACAUGCUUCUAGCCUUACACACUCAGCCUUGUGGAGUCGAUUGGAAAGGGUAUCCAUUUCAAGAUCUUUGGCAUUUUCCCUGUGCUGACUCACUCGCGAUCCUUCGCUGUGGCCUUUUCAAGCUGAGCUAUUCCUGUCGCAUCUGAAACCGGAGCGAGGGGGUGUGGUGGCUGCAACGUAAUGUUGUACUUUCAGAACGGAUGUCCCCUCCUCGUGCCCUUUCAAGGAAAGGCGCGGGGGAGGAGGUGCUACAUGGGAUGAGGCAGAUCUUGCAGGCGUUGCUGGAGCUGGAAGGCCUCCCCUUGGCAGCCCGGGCAAGACACGGCCACCGUUGCUGGGGAAGCUUCCUGCUUCCGUGUGCCCGACACCUCCUUGUCCUCAGUCCCUCUCUGUGCGGCGAUCUGUCACUUCACCCACGUCCACGUAAUGGUGCGUGGUCAGCAAGACGUGGCCGGGGCCAGAGGCAGAAGGCCCGGCUCCGGGGUAACCAUCACGAAGGUCCUGUAUGUGUCCCCUCCUGGCCCUCCAAGAGCCAAGAAACCUUUUAGGGCCAAGAAGAUGCUUUUGCUGUGAGUGUUGCCACCGUCCUCCUGAACUUGGAUUCUUUGGGGGAUUCCCACUGGUGGGUGUACUUCCUGUCGGUAGCAAGUUGGCAACGGAAUGGUGAGGUGGUGUUCGUUCCUCUGUAGGAUUCACCUCACGUCAGCUUCUGUCUUAUCAGUAGGGCCAGUUUCCAAGGCACAUUUUACCGUGUUGUUACUGUGUCUCUUAAGGCAGGAAAUGCUGAUUUUACACCUCUACCCACCCACCCCCGCCAGGACCACCACAGCCCCAGCCAAACGCUUCUUGGUUGAAAUGCCAGCAAGUGACGCCUCUCCCCCGCUUCUCUGUCCCCAGAUGCUUCAGUCUCUGCUCUGUCUCUAUGAUAAUACUUCGGGACCAAAGUCCUGUCCUCUGUGUAGCCGGGUCCUGCGUACACCAUGCCGCUCU